GGUAGGUGCGGCACGCAUGCGCGGCCGGAAAACGGGGCGGGAGAAAGCGAGUGCGUUUUCCUCUCUGGCGGCGCCAUUUUGUGCUUAGAGCCGCUACAGCCGCCGGCGGUGUGGGGAGUAGGUGGCGGAGACGGGAAUCCCGGGAUGGCGGAGACUCUGGCAGGGUCCGGCGACUCGGGUUCUGGCACGGCCGCUGUCAUCUCGGGCGCCUCGGAGGUCGGGACGCGGCGGCUCAGCGACUUGCGGGUCAUCGAUCUGCGGGCGGAGCUGAAGAAGCGGAACCUGGACACGGGCGGCAACAAGAGCGUCCUGAUGGAGCGGCUCAAGAAGGCGGUUAAGGAAGAAGGACAGGAUCCUGAUGAAAUUGGCAUUGCGUUGGAAGCCACAAGCAAGAAGACUGCAAAGAGAUGUGUUAAAGGACAAAAGAUGGAGGAGGAAGGCACAGAAGACAAUGGCUUGGAAGAAGAUUCCAGAGACGGACAGGAGGACAUUGAAGCAAGUUUGGAGAGCUUGCAGAACAUGGACAUGAUGGCUGUGAGUGUGUUAGAAGAGGCUGGAGUCGAGAACAGCAGUGCUCCAGACUUCGGGGAAGAUGGCGCUGACAGCAUUCUUGAGUCCCUCUGCGAGAGCAAAGAAUACGUGGCUGCACAGCUGAGAGAGCUCCCCGCCCCGUUCACAGAACAUGCUGUGGACGGGGAAGGCUUCGAGAACACUUUGGAUACUUCGUCAUUGGACUUCAAAGUACCUCCGGAUAUUGAAGAACCUCUGUUGGAGCCAGUAACAUUAACUUUUGUCUCUAGCUCUUUUAAGGAAGAAAAAGAUAUAAAGCCAAUCAUUAAAGAUGAAAAAGGUCGUGUCGGCAGCGGUUCCGGUAGGAAUCUGUGGGUCAGUGGGCUGUCUUCCACAACUCGAGCAACAGACCUGAAGAACCUUUUCAGCAAAUAUGGAAAGGUUGUCGGGGCCAAAGUGGUGACUAACGCCCGCAGUCCCGGGGCUCGGUGCUAUGGGUUUGUCACCAUGUCCACCUCCGAUGAGGCCACAAAGUGUAUCAGCCACCUCCACAGAACUGAGCUUCACGGAAGAAUGAUCUCUGUAGAGAAGGCCAAAAAUGAACCUGCUGGGAAAAAGCUGUCUGACAGAAAAGAGUGUGAAGUGAAGAAGGAAAAAUUGUCGAAUGUUGACAGACAUCAUUCUGUGGAAAUCAAAGUUGAAAAAACUGUAAUUAAGAAGGAAGAGAAGAUCGAGAAAAAGGAAGAAAAAAAACCUGAAGACAUUAAAAAGGAAGAAAAGGACGAAGAUGAACUGAAAGCAGGACCUACAAAUCGGUCCAGAGUUACCAAAUCAGGAAGCAGAGGAAUGGAACGAACGGUUGUAAUGGAUAAAUCGAAAGGGGAGCCUGUCAUUAGUGUGAAAACCACAAGCAGAUCAAAAGAGAGAAGCUCUAAGAGUCAGGAUCGCAAGUCAGAAAGCAAAGAGAAGAGAGACAUCUUGUCGUUUGAUAAAAUCAAAGAGCAAAGGGAACGAGAGCGCCAGAGGCAGCGGGAACGGGAAAUCCGCGAGACAGAGAGGCGGCGAGAGCGCGAGCAGCGCGAGCGCGAGCAGCGCUUGGAGGCCUUCCACGAGCGGAAGGAGAAGGCGCGGCUGCAGCGGGAGCGCCUGCAGCUCGAGUGCCAGCGGCAGCGCCUGGAGCGGGAGCGCAUGGAGCGCGAGCGGCUGGAGCGCGAGCGCAUGCGCGUGGAGCGGGAGCGCCGGAAGGAGCAGGAGCGCAUCCACCGCGAGCGCGAGGAGCUGCGGCGCCAGCAGGAGCAGCUGCGCUACGAGCAGGAGCGGAGGCCGGUGCUCAGGCGGCCCUACGACGACGGGCGGCGAGAUGACACUUACUGGCCAGAAGGAAAGCGCAUGGCCAUGGAGGACAGAUACCGGCCAGACUUCCCUCGGCCUGAUCACCGCUUCCACGACUUUGACCAUCGUGACCGCGGCCAGUACCAGGACCAUGUGGCCGACAGGAGGGAAGGUUCAAGGUCGGUGAUGGGAGAGCGAGAUGGGCAGCACUACUCAGAUGACCGCCAUGGCCACGGAGGACCACCAGAGCGCCACGGCCGGGACUCCCGAGACGGCUGGGGGUGCUAUGGCUCCGACAAGAGGAUGAGUGAGAGCCGGGGGCCACCGCCUCCACCCAGGGGUGGACGUGACUGGGCGGAGCACAGUCAGAGGCUGGAAGAGCACCAGGAGCGCCCCUGGCCGGGCACGGUGGACGUGGGCACGGUGGGCCGGGAGCACUUGCGGUGGCAAGGUGGUGAGAGGGGCCUGUCUGGGCCCUCGGGCCCAGGACACAUGGCAAAUCGGGGCGGAAUGUCGGGGCGAGGCGGCUUUGCACAUGGCGGGCAUUCCCAGGGGCACGUGGUGCCCGCCGGAGGCCUGGACGGCGGAGGACUGGCCGGCCAGGACCGGGGCAGCAGAGUCCCGCACCCCCACCCCCACCCGUACCCUCACUUCACCCGCCGCUACUAGGCCCCACCCGCUCCGUGUGUCCUGGUAGGCGGACAGACGUUCUGUUGAAUCUCUUAGCCAGAGUUACCUUGAACUUGUGGAAUCUUUUAAAAAAAACAAAGCAAAGCAAAUCCUGCCACCAUGUUGUAGUUCAAUACAAUGUGAAUUCACUUUUUUUGUUGUUGUUUUUAAAUAAAUGUGUUCUUGUUCUGCCAUUUUUAAGACAAGGUUUCUGUUAACGAGGCAUUCCAUUUUCCAUUAAUAAAAGUUUAUGGUUCGCA
Messenger RNA from Vicugna pacos (alpaca), 2771 nucleotides. The record is from RefSeq and is a predicted model, not a curated record. NCBI's taxonomy places the organism in Eukaryota, Metazoa, Chordata, Mammalia, Artiodactyla, Camelidae.